Molecule: messenger RNA, 1058 nt
Organism: Alnus glutinosa
Lineage: Eukaryota; Viridiplantae; Streptophyta; Magnoliopsida; Fagales; Betulaceae
Exons: 1
Coding region: 186-761 (191 amino acids)
Source: RefSeq, a predicted model, not a curated record
GUUUUACAAAUUACAACGCUCUCUCUCUCUCUCUCUCUCUAGCUAACACUCAGAAGCUUGAGCUUUAUUUGCAUAUAUAUCCUCCAUUAAUUUUGUUUCACACGGUUAAUUUUCUUCGAUCUCUUGUUUCUCUUUCUUUCUUCCUUUCGUGGGUAAGGUUUCUUCGAAAAAUUUAAGCUUAGAAAAUGAAGAACAAGGCUUCCCUUGUCAUCAAACAGAUUCUCUCUACGUUGAUUUCUAUUGCUAAAGCCAAGUCAAUGGCCAUCAAGAACAAAACCAGCGCAGCCAAAGCUCGCCUUAUAAUGUUCUCCUUCUUGAAGAACAAGAAGGUUCUACUGCACUCACUCUCCCACAAGAUCCAUACACUUCUUGGACAGCAUGACAAGGAAAGCCAAGCCGAGGCAGCUGACGAGACCAAUGCCAUAGUUCUCUACCAUGCCAUGGCAAAUGAGUCGCAUUCCAGCUCCACUACUCUUACCCAGUUGGUGGAAAAGGUGGAGGCGGAUGAAGAAGAUGAUGAUGAUAAGUACCCUGAUCUCAGGCACUCGCUAUUUGAUGAAGAGGAUUUCGAGUUUGAGGAUCAGGAUGGGUCAAUCAUUGAUCUGGUGCGGAAUUCCAAGGAAGAAGGGGAGAAUUUCAGCCUGGAAGAUGAGAUUGAUCAGGUUGCAGACUUGUUUAUAAUGAGGUUCCAUAAACAGAUGCGAAUGCAAAAGCUGCAAUCAUUCAAGAGGUACCAAGAGAUGAUGGAGAGAAGUCUUUAAUCAAUAAUAGUGAGUGAUCAUGGAGCUUCUUUUAAUUUGUUUACCCUUCAACCGAUCAACGCAUUACGCAUGCAUAUCUGUUUGCGACAAGCUAGGAUCGAUCUUCUCUAUUUUAUGAUCGAGAUGAUCUGUUCCAAGCUGCUUGAUAGAUGAAACAACAUCUGAUCCUCCGGAAAAGAAAUGGAAACAAAUAACGAUCUCUGGGCUGACUUCUUCUGUUACUUCCAUCCUGCCCAUUGCCUCUCUUCUCUUAGCAUUGUUAUUAAUUUGGGCCAAUAAAGCUGUAUGCUUAUUAUU